Messenger RNA from Lytechinus variegatus (green sea urchin), 3543 nucleotides. RefSeq lists its product as uncharacterized. The coding region runs from base 250 to 1659 and encodes 469 amino acids. Gene Ontology annotation, biological process: N-terminal peptidyl-methionine acetylation. The record is from RefSeq and is a predicted model, not a curated record. Gene Ontology annotation, cellular component: Golgi membrane. Gene Ontology annotation, molecular function: histone acetyltransferase activity; protein-N-terminal amino-acid acetyltransferase activity. The transcript is spliced from 6 exons. NCBI's taxonomy places the organism in Eukaryota, Metazoa, Echinodermata, Echinoidea, Temnopleuroida, Toxopneustidae.
GCAUGAUAUAGGAAAAGAAAACAAUGUCUUGCGUUAGAAGCCGUACACAGACAGAAGAUAUCUGACUGAAUUCUUGCGAUAAAAGAAGAGCGGUACAUUUGAUGAAAGUCAUUUUGAUAUAAUUUUUGAGAUAGCCAAAAGCUCAUCUCAAUGCAAGAAGCAAAGGUGUCUACCUUAAGACUGCUAGUAGCUUUUCAUCAUGAACUAUAGACCAUGAGCUCAUCAUAGGAAGACAUUGAUGUCAUCCCCAUGGCAACGACAACAAGCGAGACGCUGCCUACUGCGCCGAAGGAUCGGAGUGACAGCCACAGCUCUUGUGACAGCAGUUGCGGGGUCACCGCUAGCAGUGGAAGCAGCAAUGGAAGCAAUGCUGGAAGUGGAAGUAACAGCGGUAGCAGCAGUAGAAAGAAUUCUCUGACUGCCAGGACUGUAGGCAGUAAGGGAAGCAAUGGAGGGAAGACUAGCUCAGGAAAGAAACAUAGUGGGGAAGCGUACAUAGAGGGCGACAUCAAGUUAAGAUUCCUUUGCCCGGAGGAUGUAGAGGCUGUCAAGCAACUCUGUAGGGACUGGUUUCCUGUCGAGUAUCCGGAUUUCUGGUACAAGGAUAUUACAAAUGAUAAGCGGUUCUUUUCCCUUGCUGCUGCCAUUGGCUCUACAAUUGUGGGUUUAUUAGUGGCGGAGGUCAAGACGAGAGCCAGAUGUCACAGAGAGGAUUCUAACAUUUUGUCGGCAACAUUUCCAGGGUCAACCCAAGUUGCUUACAUUUUAAGCCUUGGUGUUGUGGAAGGAUACAGACGGAGAGGCAUUGCUUCUGCUCUCCUGGACAACUUUCUAACAUCGUUGACCACAGGUCCCCGGCAGAUUGCCAAAGCUGUCUACCUCCAUGUCCUAGCCACUAAUACAGGAGCCAUCAGGUUUUAUGAGAAGCAUAAAUUCCAACGCCAUGAGUUCCUUCCAUACUAUUACUCUAUCCAUGGUCAAGCCAAGGAUGGGCUCUCCUAUGUCCUGUACAUCAAUGGUGGUCAACCACCCUGGACACUCAUAGAUUAUAUGAAGCACUUCGGUUCUUACAUCUCACGCAUCCAACCGUGCAAUCUACCUAACGCCAUGGCUCGUCACACGCGCAACUUCUUCUCAGCGCGACGCAGCUGGGUCCACUUGCCCCACCUUCCCAAUAUGCCUAGCAUGCCAAACAUGCCCAAUAUCACUAUGCCAAACAUUCUAUCGCGCAUCAGAGGUCAAGGGUCAUCGUCUGUGGGUCCGUCAGGGCCAUCGUCGUCAUCAGGAGCAGGUGACUGUUCAGAUUCUUCAUCAUCCACAUCAUCGGUGGAAGCGGUGGCAGUGGUUGAAGACGGCGCAGGGGCUUCAUCCGGGGAUGCAUCGCUCCCAGUUCCGGAGGUUGUCACCGUUCCCAUGUCAACAAGCGAGGGCGCUGAAUCAUCAAGCUCCAGUCGGCGCAGCUGGUUGCCCAACAAGCUUCCGAACCGUUUGCCGAACUUGAACAAGUCGAUGCCCAGUAUGCCUAGUAUGCCUAGCAUGCCUAGUAUGCCGAGUGGUAUGAGCCUGCUAACCAGGUUUGGUGGACAGUGCUAUGAUAGCGGAGAACAAAAUGAGCCAGAUGAACCGGAAGAGUACACCAAUGCUGAUCAUAAAUUAUAAUCAUUUUUAACCUGAAAUGCCAACAAAUCGGGUAAACAAUCCUAUCGUGACAUUCUUGACAACUAGGAUUAUGCUAUGUUGUAAGGAAUCAACUGGUAGCGUGGAGUUUUUUUUGUGUGUAACGGAAUCUACCAGUGCUACUUUCAGCUAUGUUGAACGAAUACAAGGUCUCGAUGACAGUUUGGAUUUCAAGAAAGGAAGGGCUAUGUUGUUCUUUGCUUCUAUAUGGGGUCAAAGUUCAAUGAGGGAAGAAUGAAUAUGCAUGCGUUGCAUGAUACAUGUAUAUAUAUAGUUUUUAACAGUAAAUGCAAAAAAGUGGUUAUUCCUUUAAACGAAUGAUCAACCUAGACCUCUGUACAGAGAAGACUUGUACCCUGCUGUUGAGGGCAUGUAGGGGGUUCAGUGUAUAUAUCAUUUGGAUUCAUGCAAGUGUCAAAGCAAUCUUUUAGUUUUCUCAAAUUGAGGAACAAGUGAAUUGAAGGAAUGCACAAUCAUCUUCCGCAGCUCAGCCUGUUGACAUUGAACAUGUUAUGCCUUCUGUGUUAUGUGACCAAGCCUCCCAUUCUAUAUGGCAAUGAGGUGAAUUCACUUCUUUGCAUUAUUAAAGGACUUCACAUGGACAUCAUUGAUGCUGUCAUCGGAGGCUAUUGCCGAUUGGUAAAAACUGUUGACAACUCUCUAUAGUAUUUUAUUUUAGUCCCUGAUAAAAGAAAUUCAAUUGGUCUUAAUGCCAAGUUGUACCUUAUCUAAAUUGAUGUGAUUUUUUUGGUAUACCAGUGGACAAUGUUGUUACAUUGUGCUGUAGAAUGUAAUCAACAGUAAAACAAUAUAGUAUUAAGAUAUUUGUUGCUUCUUUAAAGUUUCUUUUCUUUUAUGAAAGGAAUGAUAAUAACUUUCCAGGAAGAAACAAGUUUUAUAAGAGUAGGUUUUAACAAACUUCUGUAUUCAAUUUUUUUUUCUUUUUCUUUGGUCCCCUGUUGUGCAAUUUUAGUACUAUUCUAAUACUCCAGAAAAAAAAGACAACCUUACUUUUAAAAAUUAAAUUCAGUAUUGUGGAAGAACUUCACUUCUAAUGAUGUCUACAGGUCGAUAGUACACAUAGUUUUCCUCAUAGUUUCAUCUAGGUAAAGUCUCUUGAUACAGAAGAGAGCUAAUUUGUUAAGUUUUCAAUGAUAUUUGGCAUUGGUUUAUGUGUGUGUGCAUCUUCAUUAUGAGGCUGUGUAUUAAGUAUUUAUUUGAUGAUUUUGCCGUUAAUUUGACAGUUUUCAGUUAGCACAUACUACAUUUAUAUGUUAGGGUCAAAUGUUAAUGUAAAAAUGCACAUUUGAGCUCAUAUUUGUUGAAGGACAUUUAAUUGGUCUUUAAUUUUGGUAGCAUUAUUUUUAGUUUUUCCAGAGCAGUCUCUAUUUGAUUGAUGGUUUAAUAAUAGAAUAUGUUCUUUCAUUUAUUUUGAAUCAUAUUUUUUAUUUUAGGUCUAAAUGCAGUAACAUGGAACGGUAAAGAUUUGAAUGAGAAUUAUGCUCAAGACCCCAAAAGAUAAAUAGAAAUUGAAUUUGCAGUAUAUGAACAUAAAAUAUAAGUGGAAUAGUGUUCAAUUCAUUUGGAACAGGCACUUGUACAUUGUGCAAAAUACACUCACAAACCUAUACCUAUGUCUGAGCAUGUAUGAAACGAUACAUCCCUAUGGUCCCAAAUGGCUGCAAUAUUCAUAUCUGUCAACUUAGAUCCUUCAAACCAGUCCUCUUUUCCACAUAAAAUGUGGUACAUGCAUAUUGCAACUAGAUACAAAGAUUCUUGCUUUAAAAAAAUAUAUGAGCAUUGCUGCACCAUUAAUCAAAUGCUAAACAUAAAUUUUACACAAGCUAAAAACAACUUAAGAUAAUA